GCCGGUCGCUUUCUCACUGGCCAUGAGGUCCGAUAAUUAUUCUUCGCGUGGCCUGCUUUCUUUCUUCUCCUCUUACCGUUGUGUCUCAUGAUACAUGGUACUCCUUUUCUGCCCAGGAGUCUACCUUUUAUAUGUAUCUUCUUGUCUUUAUUUGGUUUCCUUAACCUGUGCUGCAUUUCACUUACCAGGGUUUAUCAACUACACUGGACAUCUUCCCGACACGAUGGAGACGAUGGCUUCGAAUGACCGGGUCAACCAGCGCCGCCAAGGGCUGUCAUGGUCUCUUAGCUUUCGGUCUUCCGCAAGGAAAAGACCCGGCAAGAUUGUGAGACCCCCUACCCCUCCACCGACCUGCGAGGAAAGAGUCCAUUAUCCGGUCUUCAACCCGCACGAUCCUCGACAUAACCCUACGGCUAUCCCUCCUUCUUGGAUCCGCGGCAGCUACAGUCUGUCCGAAGAUUCGUCUAGCACACAGAAUACAGGUCGUUGGCAUAGCCUAUCUGAGAGGUCCCUUCGAAAGGCACGGUCUGGACUUGACGCGAUCAGGUCGGGAAUGCACAGGCGUCCAUCCGUUGAUCAGCUAGGGCCUCGUCGAAAUAUUCCAGGAUUAUGGAUGUCAACCGACUCGCGUGCAAGCUCUAUCGAUCGUCCAGAUAGUUCUUUCCCUUCGACUAUAUCGGAAGCCAGCACUGAUGACGAAUUCGAAUUCGGAACCGAUCUUUAUCGGACGCGGCCCAACGGCUCUUCCGCGUGGAACCUUGAGAUUGUCAACAAGUACCUGAGCGAGGUUGGAUCAUCUCACGCGCUCCCGCCUGAUGUCUACACUGAUGUGGACAUUGGUCCCGCUGGUUCGCGACUAGAAGGAGAGACCCUGAACAAUCCCAGCGAGGCGGACUCCGAGGUGACGAGACUACCAUCCAAGACGCAGACAAUUAAAUGGGAUGAUCGCAUCCAACCCGGCCGGAGGCCCUCUACCUCAACUUCAAGUUCCGUCAUCUCGAGCAGGGCAUCGACUAGCUCCGAUGAGUCAACCCUUUCUCAGCUCAUCGAUGCUACCCAGGCUUUCGAGGCAUUGUGUUCAUUUGACGAGCCCGCAAAGGACGUACCUAACAGUUCGGACGUUGGACGCGAUGCCGAUGGUUCCUUGUCUGCCACGUCUCGAAGUAGCACCGAAUCCCUUUCAGAAGGCGCUGCAAGUCAGAGCAACGGGUCUGCUAGGGCUAACUCAGAGGGAGCUGACAACCAGUCAUGCAGCGAUAACGGAGAAACUCCCGCAGAGAAACCGUCGCGAGAAACCAGUCGUGCCAGUUCCAUGAACGCGUCCGGUGGCAGUAACUCCUCUACUGGCCAGGGCAACCAAUCUAGAUAUUCGACUUGUCAAAGCGAUAGCACAGCACCCACAUCGCGUGCUCAAUCUAGUUGUUGGAUUCAUAGCGAAGGGAAUGCUAGCACGCCACCUACGUCGUACACUCAAUCUAGGCGUUCAACUAGUCAAAGCGAAGGGAAUGCUAGCGCGGCGCAUGCUUCAUGGUCAAACGUGUCAUCCCCAAUCGAGCACGACAACGUACUUUUUCUGCCGUCCACGGGUCCCGGAGAUGAACACUUCGACGUCGAUGGAAAAUCAAAUGACUUUAGCCCGGAUCAAGGCGCUGCCAUCAAAUCGGAGCUAGCGAUCAUUCACGAAGGAAACAUCGAUAGCACUACCGGCCUUGGAAUCCACCAGAGUGCCUCAGCUAGCGUGCACACUGAUUCCCAGAUGGACAGCCCAUUGUACACUCACGAAUUGGACCGUCAACCGAGUGUCCGAUCCAGGAAAUCUAGAAAAUCGAUUGAGUCGAAUGACGAUUGUUUUCUUACGUACGCCAUGUUUCAGAAACAGUAUUAUGUUUUGCUUCUUUCUAACGACGCUAUGCGGUUAUGCCACUGUCUUACGGUGUAUUGUUAUUUGGGAUCGUAUAUCUACCCACGUUCAUGUUUUCGUGUCCUGUCAUUGGAAUUGGUCUUAUCAGGCGAACUUUGGAGAUGAUGUUAUGUUUUCUAGAUCGUUCGUUUGUUGUUAAUACACCCCCUCUUUAAUUAUUUUGACGACUAUCCUGGUUGUAGUUUAAAUGGCAUAUAUGACACUUAAAGCCAAAAAGUAAGUCUAAAACGCCGUCCUAUACAAAGAUAAAUCAACCGAAACGAAGAGUAAACCCGGCAC
Aspergillus glaucus CBS 516.65 is the source of this 2200-nucleotide messenger RNA. RefSeq lists its product as uncharacterized. The record is from RefSeq and is a predicted model, not a curated record. The transcript has 4 exons. The coding region runs from base 95 to 2026 and encodes 643 amino acids. Lineage: Eukaryota; Fungi; Ascomycota; Eurotiomycetes; Eurotiales; Aspergillaceae.